Molecule: messenger RNA, 929 nt
Organism: Neurospora tetraspora
Lineage: Eukaryota; Fungi; Ascomycota; Sordariomycetes; Sordariales; Sordariaceae
Exons: 2
Coding region: 151-732 (193 amino acids)
Source: RefSeq, a predicted model, not a curated record
CAUCUCUUCACUCUCCCACCAUCACUCUCCCACCAUCACCCUGCCUCCCUCCCUCUCCCCUUCCCUUUCUCCUCCUCCCUCCACUCCCCUCCUCCCUCUCCCCUUCCCUUACCUCAACCACCAAACAACCCAACCCACUAACCCACCCUCAUGCAGGCCCCCAGCAACUUCUCCGACGACGAAGAGCUUAUCCUCGCGCGUCUCGAAGAAGCCAACGCCCUCGCCGACUCCUCCUCCUCCUCCUCCUCUGAUGACCUCACCUCCAUCCCUUCCUCCUUCCCCCCGGACUUCGACCCCUACAACACCACCCUCCCCGCCGUCCUAAACAGCCGCAACCCCUCCCCCUCGGACUACAACGGCGCCACGCCCGACCGGGGCCAAGCCAAGUACAACGGGCCCUACACCUACCAUUCGCACUACUGCGGGGCGCCUCGGACGUGGGCCAGCGUGAGCGCCAUCCAUGAUGGAGAGGGUUACCUUUACGGAUUGGGCGGGACGCCGAGGCUGGGGGCGAAUAAGUGCAGUCGGGUUAGCUGUAGUUGGAAUUCGGCGAUUUUUGUUUGUAAUGAUAACAACCACGACAUCAGCCUCCAUUCCUGGGGCAACGUCGCCGAAGCCGCUUACUUCCUCACGGGCGCUUGCUUCAAGUACUUUGGUGGGCAGACGCGCAUUGCUGGACAAGUCUACUUUUCCGAGAGGUGGACUGUGUUUAUUACGGUGCAGAAAUGUUAGGCCUGCUUCGUCGGAGGAAGAUGGUUCCAUCAGAAGGAAGCCUUGGACUGCUGUUUCUUUGGUUUCCAAUCUGUUUUUCCUUUCACACACACACACACACACGCACACACACGUUCACGCUGGUUAACCGGCUGGGACUGAGGAUGGUUUGAGCCUGCAGCGCUCUCUCUGCUUCACGUCUCCUUUUUACACACUCG